This is a messenger RNA of Pseudovirgaria hyperparasitica, 2179 nucleotides long. RefSeq names its product phenylalanyl-tRNA synthetase. Bases 220 to 2040 code for a protein of 606 amino acids. Lineage: Eukaryota; Fungi; Ascomycota; Dothideomycetes; Acrospermales; Acrospermaceae. Gene Ontology annotation, biological process: phenylalanyl-tRNA aminoacylation. Gene Ontology annotation, cellular component: phenylalanine-tRNA ligase complex; cytoplasm. The record is from RefSeq and is a predicted model, not a curated record. Gene Ontology annotation, molecular function: RNA binding; ATP binding; phenylalanine-tRNA ligase activity. The transcript is spliced from 7 exons.
GUAACUUUCCACAUUUCUAGCGAUGACUCUACUGACUGGAGCACCUUCAACACAAUUGCGCCUGACGCUCCUAUCGGCAAUCCAGCGCGCGGCUUGACUCAGACUCUACAAUUCCUCAUAUUAUACCACAUCAGCAACAUCACGCCUCCCUUGUUAGCAUCUCCAUAGCUUCUAUACAUAUAUCAGCACUGCGCCUAGCUAAGGCGCAGAGGUGUGAAAAUGCCUACCAUUACCGUCGAUAAGGCAGAGCUCUAUGAGUCCCUCGGGAAAGAGUAUACCACAAAAGAGUUCGAUGAACUUUGUUUCGAGUUCGGAAUUGAAUUGGACGAGGAUACAUCAGAAACAGGACUUGCCGUUGUGAAUGGAGUCGAGCAGCCACCACAGCUCAAGAUCGAAAUACCUGCUAAUCGGUAUGACAUGCUCUGCUUUGAGGGUAUCGCAAUGAACCUCAAGGUCUUCCUUGAGCAGCAAAGUCCACCGAACUACACGCUGACGGCCCCGACUUCCGGCGAGCUUCAAGUUAUAAACGUGGCUAAAGAGACGGAGACAGUACGGCCCCUUCUCUCUGGCGCUGUGCUACGGAACAUCAAGUUCACGAAAGCGAGAUAUGAAUCCUUCAUAUCACUACAGGACAAACUGCACCAAAAUCUCGCGCGGCAGAGGACCUUGGUAUCGAUAGGGACUCACGACCUAGACACCAUUAAAGGCCCUUUCUCUUACGAAGCUCUCGCCCCUGGGGAGAUCGAGUUCAUUCCCCUGAAUCAAGAAAAGAAAAUGAACGCAAGAGAGCUCAUGGAGUUCUACGAGAAAGACAAGCACCUUGGGCGGUACCUGCACAUCAUCAAGGAUAAACCGCUUUACCCAGUCAUAUAUGAUGCAAACAGAACAGUGCUCUCGCUACCCCCAAUCAUCAACGGCAACCACUCUAAAAUCACUCUGGAUACGAAAAAUGUUCUGGUAGAGAUCACUGCUAUUGACGAAACGAAAGUGGAGAUUAUCAACAAUAUCUUAGUUGCCAUGUUUGGCCCCUAUUGUGACGCCAUCGAGCCUAUCAAGAUCGUUUCGGAACACAACAAGAAGUCACGAGAGGUCCCAGACCUCACACCCCGCUCCAUGCCUGCCGAAGUGUCCUAUCUCAACGAUGUCUGUGGCCUAGACCUCUCACCAGCCGAACAAUGCCGCCUGCUCGCACGCAUGGGACACUCGGCUAAACCUUCGACUACAUCACCAAACGACACAUUAGAUGUCAAUGUGCCAGUCACGCGAGCCGAUGUCCUGCAUCAGGCUGAUAUCAUGGAAGAUCUCGGUAUCGCUUACGGUUUCAAUAAGCUGCCGCGAUUCUACCCAAACAAGACCGCCGCUGUGGCUGCCCCGUUGGCGAUCAACAAGCUUGGAGACAUUGUCCGCAUGGAGGCUGCUAUGGCUGGCUGGUCAGAAGUGAUGCCUCUAAUUCUAUGCUCACACGACGAGAAUUUUGCUUGGCUCAACCGGAUAGACGAUGGUAACACCGCCGUACGUCUCCAGAACCCCAAGACUGCGGAGUAUCAAGUCGUCCGCACGUCUCUCUUCCCAGGACUGCUCAAGACCAUCCGUGAGAACAAGCAUCACAGUGUACCAAUGAAGAUCUUCGAGGUCGCCGAUGUAGCCUUCAAGGAUCUGUCUCUUGAGCGGAAAUCACGUAAUGAGCGCCACUUUGCUGCUGCAUGGUAUGGCAAGACAUCCGGAUUCGAAGUAGUGCACGGGCUGCUUGAUCGCAUCAUGUUGAUGCUGAAGAGCACCUUCAUCACCCGAGAAGCCGAAUUAAGUCACGCGCAGCAGCAAACCGGCGGACAAAAGGCCGACGCGCUGGAGGGAUUCUGGAUCGAAGAGGUCGAGGACAAGACCUUCUUCCACGGUCAUGGCGCUGAGAUCCAUUUGAGACUGGGUGGGAAGGAGCAUGUCAUUGGUAGCUUCGGGAUAUUGCAUCCCAGUGUGCUGAAGCACUAUGAAUUGCCAUACCCGGUGAGCGCGCUGGAAAUCAAUCUCGAGGUCUUCUUGUAGUUUGGUGCAGGGCUCGGUAUGGAGUCACAAAAAGAUAGAAUGAAAAUCUUGCAAUGUCACAAAAUGGCAAGCCCGAUAGACCAAUGCAUUCCAUGAGGCAAUAGCUAUAACCCAAUGCCAGAAUGAAUCACUAUCCCAC